Drosophila biarmipes is the source of this 1485-nucleotide messenger RNA. RefSeq names its product G protein alpha q subunit-like. Gene Ontology annotation, cellular component: heterotrimeric G-protein complex. The coding region runs from base 233 to 1375 and encodes 380 amino acids. The transcript is spliced from 8 exons. Lineage: Eukaryota; Metazoa; Arthropoda; Insecta; Diptera; Drosophilidae. Gene Ontology annotation, biological process: adenylate cyclase-modulating G protein-coupled receptor signaling pathway. The record is from RefSeq and is a predicted model, not a curated record. Gene Ontology annotation, molecular function: G protein-coupled receptor binding; guanyl nucleotide binding; G-protein beta/gamma-subunit complex binding.
CAGUAGGUAUUGUCAACUGAUGCAUAGUUCCUUAGAUUCUUAGUUAUGCUACCAAUCUCAAACAAGUGUUAUUCAUUUCUUGACCUCUUCUGAAGGCCCAGUUAUUUAACCAAUCUCAAAUGAAGCCUUGGUCUUUUUGCAGGGCCAUACAUAGGUUUUGAUGUGGGUUUCGUUCAUUUGAAGUCACCGAAGUCUGGAAUAAGCCAAUAUCUGUUGGUCUACGCGGGAAAACAUGUCCAAAAAUCUAGCGAGCAUGUUUUUAGAGUGCUGUGAAUCAGAUCAGGACAAAGAACACAAGCUUACGAACAAGUUAAUAGAUCUCGAGAUACGCAGAGAAAAGAAAAGGUCAAAAUUCGAGUUUAAGUUAUUGCUUUUGGGCACCGGCGAGUCUGGGAAGUCAACAUUCAUUAAACAGAUGCGAAUCAUCCAUGACAAUGGUUUCUCGGAGACAGAAAAGCAAAAAUACAUCAAACUGGUUUUCCAGAACGUAUUCAUGGCCAUGCAAUCAAUCAUCAAGGCCAUGGAAAAGCUGAAGAUUUCCUAUGGUCAGGAGGAGCAUAGUGAAGUCGCCGCUCUGGUGAUGAGCAUCGAUUACGAUAAAGUCACCGUGCUAGAGGAUCCUUACUUAAAUGCAAUUAAAACGCUUUGGAACGAUGCUGGCAUCCAGGAGUGCUACGAUCGUCGUAGGGAAUAUCAGCUAACAGAUUCUGCAAAAUAUUUCCUAAGCGACAUAGCUCGAAUUGAACAGGAUGAGUAUUUGCCAACCGAUCAGGAUAUUCUUCGUGUUCGAGUGCCCACAACUGAUAUUCAUGAGUACCCUUUCAACUUGGAUGGCCUUAAGAUAAGGUAUAUAUUCAGAAACAAGAGAAACGCUAUGGUCGAUAUGGUAGAUGUUGCAGGUCAGCGAUCGGAGAGGAGAAAAUGGAUUCACUGUUUUUCGAAUGUGACAGCAAUUAUAUUUUUGGCAGCACUAUCGGAGUACGAUCAAGUCUUGUUUGAAUCUGAAAAUGUUAAUCGAAUGGAGGAAUCUAAGUGUUUAUUUCAGACAAUAAUUCACUACGAGUGGUUUCAAGAUAAGUCUGUUAUUCUGUUCCUCAACAAAAACGACUUGUUGGAAGAGAAAAUAAAGGAUUCACAUUUGGUAGACUAUUUUCCUGAAUACGAUGGUCCAAAAAGAGAUGCCGUUGCGGCCCGAGAAUUCAUAUUAAGAAUGUAUGAUGACUUAACGCGAAGACCGAAAAAAUCGAAUAAACCUGAUAUAACAAUUUAUCCACAUUUUACCAUUGCUACAAAUACCGAAAACAUUCGGUUUGUGUUUGCAGCUGUGAAGGACACAAUUCAGGAAGCAUACUUUAAGAUUUUUAACAUGGAAUGACUUGGAAUUCACCGUUUAAGCCUGAACUUCUAGAUCGCUUUUGCCGACAUAUCUUUAAAUUGUUUAAAGAUUGUUUCCCAUAUUGAAUAAAUUGAAUAUUAAACACUCAA